Messenger RNA from Protopterus annectens (West African lungfish), 2001 nucleotides. RefSeq names its product zinc finger BED domain-containing protein 5-like. The coding region runs from base 1 to 2001 and encodes 666 amino acids. NCBI's taxonomy places the organism in Eukaryota, Metazoa, Chordata, Ceratodontiformes, Protopteridae. The record is from RefSeq and is a predicted model, not a curated record. The transcript is spliced from 3 exons.
AUGGACAGCAACCUCUUCAAACUGCUGAUGCUUAGAUCAAAGACCAGGGUGCUUAAGAAGCAUCUAAGGGAGUUCCUGUUCAUUGAUGACACAGCUAUUGUGGCUCACAGUCAGCAAGAACUUCAGUCACUCAUGGCUUGCUUUGCGGAUGCAUGCAUGGAAUUUGGCCUCAUAAUCAGUUUAAAGAAGACCCAGGUGAUGGUCCAAAAUGUAGAUAUUGUGAUGGAUAAGUGGCUGAAACCAGGCACAAAAGAGCUGACACAUGAUAUGAGCAUGGAAUGUGAUCAGAGUACUUCUCAAGACAUGUCCAACAUUUUGGUGCAAAACACUAACCAGGCACAGUCCUUAAUUUCUCAAAGAGGAAAAAAGAGAAAGUACUGUGAUGGAUACAUGAAAUAUGGAUUUUUGUAUGUGGGAAAUGAAGACUGUCCUAAGCCCCAAUGCAUGGUGUGUGGGGAAGUGCUGUCAAAUGGUAGCAUGAAACCUUCCCUACUUUUACGACAUUUAGAAACGAAACAUGCUAACUAUAAAAACAAAGAAUACAGUUUUUUCAAACGGUUAGCGGAAAAUAACAAAAGAAUGAAUCUGACAUCAUACAUCCUGUCAGGUAACAAAGACUACGAAAACGCAGUUGAAGCUAGUUACCGUAUUAGUUACCGUAUCGCAAAAUGUGGUAAAAGUCAUACUAUAGCCGAGACUCUAAUAUCUCCCUGUAUAACAGAUGCCGUUCGAUGUAUGCUUGGAGAAGAACAUGUGCGGAAAAUGACCACCAUCCCUCUUUCGAACAAUACAAUAUCUCGAAGAAUUGAAGAGAUGUCUGAUGAUGUUGAAAUGACAGUAAUAGCUAGAAUUAAAAGCAGUAAUAUUUUUGCUAUUCAAGUUGAUGAAAGUACAGAUGUUGCCAAUUGUGCUAUUUUGCUUGUUAUUGCAAGGUAUUUGAAAGAUAAUGAAGUUGAAGAAAACCUUUUGCUUUGUCAUCCUCUGUCACAACGCACAAGGGGUGAGGAUAUAUUUAAUGUUAUUGAUUGUUAUUUCAAAGAAAAGGAGAUUAAUUGGUCUAACUGUUGUGGAUUAUGUACCGAUGGUGCCAAGUCUAUGUCAGGGAUUUACUCUGGUCUUCGUGGUCUUGUCAUGAAGGUAGCUCCCAAUAUAAGUUGGAGCCACUGUUGCAUCCACAGACAAAGUUUAGCAUGCAAGAACCUCCCUGGUGAAUUAAAAGUUGUUUUGGAUGAAGCUGUGAAAGUGGUGAAUUUUAUAAAAUCAAAGUCCACAAACUCAAGAAUUUUCAAAGCUGUGUGUGAAGAGAUGAUGAGUCCUCAUUCUACUCUGCUCCUUCAUACAGAAGUAAGGUGGCUUUCUCGUGGUAAAGUACUUACCCGGCUGUUUGAACUUAGACAUGAAGUCCAGGUGUUUUUCGAAGACCAUCCUUUCUUCCUUGCUUCCAAGUUACACGACUAUUUUUGGAGGUCAUGUCUUGAAAAUGGCCAAACUGAGGUAUUUGAAACUCUGCAUAAUUUCUUAUCUGAAAACAAGCUUAAUCUAUCCCAGGAAAUAAGGAAGAAAAUAAAUGAACACUUGAAUGGGCUAAAAUCGGACUUCCAGAAGUACUUCCCCAAACUUGAAGAAGAAAUCUAUUGGAUUUCAAAUCCUUUUGAAGAACAAUAUGUCCAGGCAGCUAAAUUAUCAGUCAAGGAGAAAGAGAAGUUGAUUGAACUUUCAACUGAUAGUACUUUAAAUGCUGAAUUCAAAGGACACUUUCUUAUUAACUUUUGGGCAAACAUCAGCAGAGAAUACGAACAGCUUUCUGACAAGGCCCUUUUGCUUCUUUUGCCAUUUACAAGUACUGAACUAGCAGAGAGAGCUUUCUCUUCUUAUGUCUUAAUUAAAAACAAAUAUCGUAAUAAGUUGAAUGCAGUUCCAGAUUUACGAUUACACCCUUCAUCAGUUGAACCCAAUUUCAAAAAACUAUGUGCCUCAAAACAAGCACAAGGCUCACAUUAA